AUGGAGGAUACUGAGACCGCAUCUGUAUCCAACAUGUCGCCACACCCCCAAAAGCUGGUCGAUCGAGUCACGCAAGACCUGUCUCCUGAUGAGCUCUUGCUCCGUGCGCAGGGACAUCAUGGCGAACUACCACGCCAAUUCUCCAGCUUUGCGGCCUUGUCACUAGCCUUUGUCAUUACUAAUUCCUGGCUUGGGUAUUGUGCUAGUUUUGCUGUCCCUCUUCUAGCAGGCGGAGGGCCGGGAGUCUUUUGGGGAGUCAUAGUCGCUGCAGUAGCUUGCCUGAUAAUCACCGCUGGUCUCGCCGAAUUGGCCUCGGCAUAUCCUUCUAGUGGUGGACAGUACCAUUUCGCAUUCAUGGUAUCAUCUGCUAAGAGCCGAGCAAUUGCUGCAUUUAUCACUGGCUGGCUCAGUACGUUGGCAUGGUGCCUUACUACAACAUCUGCGGCUAUAUACUGUGCUGAGAUUGCCCUGGCUCUGGCAUCGCUGUUCCAUCCUAGCUACGUACCAACGCAAUGGCAAACGUACUUGAUCUAUCUGCUGCUUCUUAUACUUGCAGGCCUGCUUGUAUGCUUCGCCUCUCGUUUGCUGCCAAGUCUAGAGAAGUUCUUCUUUUGGUGCAGUUUACUAGCUUUUGUUGUCAUGUUUGUUACCAUGCUGGUUGCAAGCGGAAAGAAACAAUCAGCAGAAGUUGUAUUUGCCAGAUAUAGCAACGAGACUGGCUGGAGUGACGGGAUGUCUUUCAUUAUCGCUGUCGGAUCAUGCCUGGGCACUACAAUCCCCUUUUUCCUCGCGCUGCUAUUUUCAGUCCACGAUCUCAACGCAGUCGCAAGCUCUGGGCUCCCUAUCAUGGAAGUUUUCUACCAAGCUACAGGCAAUCGUCGGGAUGCUUGUACUGUUCUUACAGUUUGGGUGUUGUUCAACUUCUUCGGAGUUACUGUAUCCUGCCUCGCAACUGCAGGACGUCUUACCUGGGCAUUCGCUCGGGAUAAUGGUCUUCCCUACUCCAAGAUCUUCGCAAGCGUCAACUCCAAGUAUUUGACUCCAAUCAACGCCACGGCCAUCUGCGGCCUCUUUUGCAGCCUCUACGGGUUGAUUUAUAUUGGAUCGACUGCGGCCUUCAACAGCAUUAUAUCCAUGGCGAUCUUGGCGCUCAAUAUAAGCUAUGCUACACCCCAGGCAAUCCUCCUUUUCCGUGGUCGUGACAAGGUUCUACCUCCGCGCAGUUUUAGGCUGGGUAGAUUUGGACCCUUUGUCAAUGCGUUCUCCUGUAUAUGGUGUGCAUUCUAUGCUGUUAUUUUCUGCUUUCCUGUGACCCUACCUGCUGAGGUAGCAAGCAUGAAUUAUGUCAGCGUAGUCCUCGCUGGAAUUGUGCUUUUCAUACUCCUGUUUUGGCUCAUUUCGAAAAGAAAGUCGUUUACUGGCCCGGAUAUUACUGUUGAGGGUGUUGAAACUAUUCAAGAACAGAUUAAUCAGUUGCAACAAAUAUCUGGCAAGGAGCGUGUAUAA
Fusarium tjaetaba is the source of this 1506-nucleotide messenger RNA. Its product is annotated as choline transporter. Lineage: Eukaryota; Fungi; Ascomycota; Sordariomycetes; Hypocreales; Nectriaceae. Gene Ontology annotation, biological process: amino acid transport; transmembrane transport. The transcript is spliced from 5 exons. The record is from RefSeq and is a predicted model, not a curated record. Gene Ontology annotation, molecular function: transmembrane transporter activity. Bases 1 to 1506 code for a protein of 501 amino acids. Gene Ontology annotation, cellular component: membrane.